Paracoccidioides lutzii Pb01 is the source of this 186-nucleotide messenger RNA. RefSeq lists its product as hypothetical. The transcript has a single exon. The record is from RefSeq and is a predicted model, not a curated record. The coding region runs from base 1 to 186 and encodes 61 amino acids.
AUGAGCAGAUCAUAUGUACGGCAGGAAUCCAGAGCAUACGGACCUAUUCAACAACUCCGGAAAACACAACCCCCGAAGCAGAACAGCGGGGUGGAAGGUUUGUCGGUGUCCCAACUUCAUACUCGCACCAGCGGAUUACCAGGUGCCAAGGGUAUCAUUAUCAGCAAACUGGAUAAGAUGUCUUAA